UACUUCUGUUUUUGAACCGAAGAGACAGAGACUUCUUCGUCUUCUUCAUCGUCGUUGUGUGGAGACUUCUCCUCCUUAGGUUUAUAGAGUACAUACCUAACUUCAUUUUACAUAGAGAGAGAGAGAGAGAUCAGAAGAAGAAACAAAAUCGUGAAAAGGUGGAAACUUUUUAAAGAGUAAGGAGAUUGAAAUUACACAGAAGGAAACGUUUAUAUGCGUGGAUAGAUAUCGAUACGUAUACUCCUGGAGUGUUAUAUACGUCUCUUUGAGUGUUUGUGUCUCUCUCUCAGUUGUUCUUUCGCUGAAAGUUGGGAUCUUUGGGGGCGGUCUGUGUGAUCCGGCGCCGUUUAGAAGUUUAUGAUCCAGGUUACGACUUCUAGCUACCAAGUGGAGCUUUUCGGUCUAGCUGAAGAAGCUUGUUUGUACCCCCAGUGGAUUAAGAAAUAUUUGAGGUUGAGGUGUUGAAGUAUGCAAUAAAGUUUUUUUUUUAUGAGAUGAAGGCAAUUAAAGGGUGGCUUCUAGGAAGAACAAGUUAUAUGCAGUCCUUGCCUGGUGGUGCUCGCCACCACCGUUCUCCUACAAACAAACCAGUAUGGAUCAUCGCAGUUGUUUCUCUGAUUACACUGUUUGUAAUUGGUGCUUACAUGUUCCCUCGUCACCGCAAAGCUGCUUGUUAUAUGUUCUCAUCUAAGGGAUGCAAGGCGCUUACCGAUUGGCUUCCACCCUCAGUGAGGGAGUUUUCCGAUGACGAGAUCGCAGCUCGUGUAGUGAUUAGCGAAAUGUUGAGCUCCCCUCGUGUCAUCAAGAAGACUUCUAAGAUUGCAUUUAUGUUCUUAACACCUGGUACAUUGCCUUUUGAAAAGUUAUGGGACCUCUUCUUCGAGGGUCAUGAGGGGAAAUUCUCUGUGUAUAUCCAUGCAUCAAAGGAUACGCCGGUUCACACCAGUCGUUACUUUCUUAACCGUGAAAUCCGAAGUGAUGAGGUGAUCUGGGGUAGAAUAUCAAUGAUUGAUGCCGAGAGACGUUUAUUGACCAAUGCUCUUAGAGAUCCUGAAAAUCAGCAAUUUGUUUUGCUCUCUGAUAGUUGUGUGCCACUCCGAAGCUUUGAAUACAUGUACAACUAUAUGAUGUACAGCAAUGUCAGCUAUGUUGACUGCUUUGAGGAUCCUGGUCCACAUGGAACCGGCAGGCAUAUGGAUCACAUGUUGCCGGAAAUUCCAAAGGAAGAUUUUCGAAAGGGUGCACAGUGGUUCUCAAUGAAGCGUCAGCAUGCUGUAAUAACUGUCUCUGACAGUCUUUACUACACAAAAUUCCGGGACUAUUGUCGGCCAGGUGUAGAGAAAAACAAGAACUGCAUAGCUGAUGAACACUACUUACCAACAUUUUUUCAUAUGCUUGAUCCUGGUGGCAUUGCUAACUGGACUGUAACAUAUGUUGAUUGGUCUGAGAAAAAGUGGCAUCCAAGAACAUACAUGCCCAACGAUGUCACGCUCGAGUUACUGAAGAAUCUCACGUCCAUUGACGCAGUUUCACGGGUAACAAGUGAAGGAACGGGUGAAGUAACAUGGACAUCUUGCAUGUGGAACGGAAUCAAAAGACCUUGUUAUCUCUUUGGAAGGAAAUUCCAUGCAGCUACUCUCAACAAACUGAUUGACCUCUUCUCAAACUACACAACCAUGGCAUGAACCUCUCACAACAAGGCGUUUUGAUUGAUGGAUUAAAUGCAAAGCAUAAGAAGGUAUUCUUUUGACUCGGAUUCUUUGACCAGCGUCCCAUUACAUUCUAAGGAACCAAGUUUUGAACUUGAGGAAUAGAAACCCUAGAAGAUGUAACUCACUCACUGCAAAGUCCUUUUAAGAGAAGAGAAAAUCAUUGUGGUCUUGAGAAGCAUAGGAACUGUGUGUAUUUCAUCUGGUUGGGGACUACAUCUCAUUGUUAUUUAUAUAAAAAAUCUUACCAGA
Messenger RNA from Raphanus sativus (radish), 1961 nucleotides. Its product is annotated as glycosyltransferase BC10. Gene Ontology annotation, molecular function: glycosyltransferase activity. Gene Ontology annotation, cellular component: membrane. The record is from RefSeq and is a predicted model, not a curated record. Bases 495 to 1685 code for a protein of 396 amino acids. The transcript is spliced from 11 exons. Lineage: Eukaryota; Viridiplantae; Streptophyta; Magnoliopsida; Brassicales; Brassicaceae.